GAGAACAAAGGGAAAAGGUGCUGGUGAAAAAACACCGCAAGGGCUCUGCCUCCUUGAGGGAGAUGGCAGAAGAUUGCACCCUUGUUAUGGUGAUGCCUUCUCCAUGCAAGACUUGAAGGACUCUUUUGGAUAUUUGAGGGCUUCUGCAACUCCGACGAACUGCAGCCGGUCAGUCAGGAUGUAGCUACAUGUGCAGCAGCUUGUCCCUCAGGAGGCAGGGCUGGAUGGUGUAAAAGAAGUCAAGUCAAAGAACGUGACCCUCACAGCGCAGCGCUACUUCUCCAGGUGUGAUAGGGCCUUGUGGGUGAAGGGAUGGCAUUCGCUUUCCUCAUCCUCUUCCUCAACGUGCUGCUCUUCCUCAGUGUGUCGGCGUAUAACACAUCAGCUGGCAUUACUAAUCAAUCACAAGCAUCAUCUCUAAAGCUCUCAACUCUCUUAAAAGAAUCAACAGGUUGUGCGAUCAUCCGUCCUCCCAGAGACGGAGGGAUCAGGUACCGAGGACUGACUCAGGAACAGAUCCGCAGCGUGCAGCUGCUCCCUGUGGACUAUGAGAUCGAGUACAUCUGCAGAGGAAACAGGAUGAUUGUUGGGCCAAAGGUCAGGAAGUGUUUACCCAACGGGACAUGGACUGACCUCAACGUACGCAGCCAAUGCUUGUUGGUGUGUCCUCGUAUGUGGACGUCUCUGGAGAACGGUCGAGUGACUUCAUGGCCCCUGGGGCCCCCUCUAGAGGGGACGGUGCUGUACUACAGCUGUCUGCCUGGUUUCAUCCUGAUGGGACGAAACUCGACGCAGUGCAACAAGAUGGGGAAGUGGGACAGUCCUAAACCAGUCUGUCACUACGAUCGACACUACAGAGGAAAGAAGAAGCUCUACAUCGGCGCUCUUUUCCCCAUGAGUGGCGGCUGGCCGGGGGGACAGGCCUGCCUCCCUGCUGCUCAGAUGGCCCUGGACCUGGUCAACAAGAGGACAGACAUCCUGCCAGACUACCAGCUGGAGCUGAUCUACUAUGACAGCAUGUGUGACCCCGGCGAGGCGACCAAGCUGCUGUAUGACCUUCUGUACACAGAGCCCAUAAAGAUGGUGCUGAUGCCGGGCUGCAGCUCAGUGUCCACACUGGUUGCUGAAGCUGCUCGGAUGUGGAACCUGAUUGUGCUCUCGUACGGCUCCAGCUCUCCGGCUCUGUCCAACCGUCAGCGUUUUCCCACCUUCUUCAGAACCCACCCGUCGGCCACACUACACAACCCGACACGAGUCCAGCUGUUCCAGAAGUGGAAGUGGACAAAGAUAGCUACAAUUCAACAAACCACUGAAGUCUUUACAUCUACUCUGGAUGACUUGGAGGAGCGAGUGAAGGAGGCAGGGAUUGAGAUCAGCGUUCGUCAGAGUUUCCUGACAGAUCCUGCUGUUGCCGUUAAAAACCUGAAGCGCCAAGAUGCCAGAAUCAUCGUGGGUCUGUUCUAUGAGACUGAGGCCCGUAAGGUGUUCUGUGAGGUGUACAAGGAAAAACUCUAUGGGAAGAAGUAUGUCUGGUUCCUGAUUGGCUGGUACGCUGAUAACUGGUUUAAGAUUAAAGACCCUGCCAUUAACUGCACCGUGGAGCAGAUGACGGAGGCUGUGGAGGGUCACGUGACCACCGAGAUCGUCAUGCUCAACCCUGAAACAGUGCGGGGGGCCUCCAACCUGACCUCUCAGGAGUUUCUGGCCCAGCUGAUGUCCAAACUCGGCGGAAAGAACCCAGAAGAGACUGGGGGGUUCCAGGAGGCUCCUCUGGCCUAUGAUGCAGUGUGGGCUCUGGCACUGGCUCUCAACAAGACAGUAGGGCCCCUGAGGGUGAAGGGCCACCGUCUGGAAGAUUUUAACUACAAUAACCGAGCAAUCACAGCUGAGAUCUACAGAGCACUAAACACCAGCUCCUUCGAGGGGGUGUCGGGUCAUGUUGUGUUUGACGCUCAAGGCUCUCGGAUGGCGUGGACUUUGAUUGAACAGCUUCAAGGAGGGAGCUAUAAGAAGAUCGGAUACUAUGACAGCACCAAAGGAAACCUGUCCUGGUAUGGAAAUGACAAGUGGAUCGGCUCUGCCCCCCCAGCAGAUCAGACAGUGGUCAUCGAGGAGUUUCGUUAUCUCUCUCAGAAGCUCUUUGUGUCCGUGUCAGUGUUCGCCGGGUUUGGGAUCAUCUUAGGAAUCAUCUGCCUCACCUUCAAUAUUUACAACAGCAAUGUUAGGUACAUCCAGAACUCUCAGCCGUACCUGAACAACAUGACAGCAGUGGGCUGUAUGAUGGCGUUAGCUGCUGUUUUUCCCCUGGGCAUCGAUGGCCUACACGUCCACAAACACCACUUCCCUGUUGUCUGCCAGUUCCGACUCUGGUUACUCGGCCUGGGCUUCAGUCUGGCGUACGGCAGCAUGUUCACCAAGAUCUGGUGGGUCCACACCGUCUUCACCAAGAAGGAGGAAAAGAAGGACAGGAGAAAGCAGCAUUUGGAGCCAUGGAAACUAUACGCCACGGUGGGCGUCCUGCUUGGGAUCGAUAUCCUCUCUCUGAUGAUCUGGCAGAUCGUUGACCCUCUGCACAUCACUGUGGAGAAGUUCACCAGAGAAGCUCCUAAAGGCGAUCUGGACGUCCUGAUUCAGCCUCUGCUGGAACACUGCAGCUCUCAGAAGAUGAACACCUGGCUGGGCGUGGUUUAUGGUUAUAAAGGUUUACUGCUCCUGCUCGGCAUCUUCCUCGCCUAUGAGACUAAAUCCAUCUCUACUGAGAAGAUCAACGACCACCGUGCUGUGGGCAUGGCCAUCUACAAUGUGGCGGUCCUGUGUAUGAUCACGGCUCCUGUCACCAUGAUCCUCUCCUCUCAGCAGGACGCAUCCUUUGCCUUUGCCUCCCUCGCCAUCGUCUUCUCCGUCUACAUCACGCUGGUUGUUCUGUUUGUCCCAAAGAUGAGGCGUCUGAUCACACGAGGGGAGUGGCAGUCUGACGCUCAUGAGACGAUGAAGACUGGCUCAUCCACCAACAACAACGAUGAAGAGAAGUCCAGACAGCUGGAGAGAGAGAACAAGGAGCUGCAGAAGAUCAUCCAGGAGAAAGAAGAACGAGUGUCCGAGCUGAGGAACCAGCUGUCGGAGCGUCAGGCACUCAGAUCCAGGAGACGAGCGUCCACAGUGUCCAAUCAGAACCAUAGCUCUCCACCCCUCACAGACCCCCGCUCCUUAGCCCCACCUCCAGGGUACCCUGCCCCCACCCUGGACCCCCACCCGGUCUCUGCAUCCUACGCCAACUCGUCCAGCCUGUACCAGCCCGACAGCAAGAUCAGCAGGAACAACUGUCACGCCAGCCACCUUCAGCUGCUCUACAAGUGACCGAGAUGACCAGGAGGGAACGAUGGGGAGGAGAGGACAAAGACAACAAGGACAAGGAUGAAAGCAGAUGGAGACAAAAACAUUAAGUUUUUCUUACAUGUUUAUUGGAGAUCAGAAAACAGAAAUCAGAGGAACAUUCAUAUCAAGUCUUUAUUUGUUAUGUUUCCUCUAUUUCUGAUCUGUCCAUGCUGAUCUGUGUAUUAUUUUCAUUUCCUGUCAGAGACAGAAACAUGUACAUAUCUUGUGAAUAGUCAUGAAGCCAAACUGAAGCAUUUUAUAGGUUUUGUGUGCCAUGUAGAGUUUUAGCCCCAUUAGCGACUGAUGCUAACAUGUCCAGUUUUCACCAUUUGUUUUCAUUGAGUCGUAAAAAGUGAAUUCAUUGAGUUUGAUUGAGGUCAAACAACACGUCAUAACCACAAUUAUAGCUCAGUCUGAUGGCUGAGGGUUUUAGGACUCCGUCUUCCCUGAAGAUUGAUGGUUAUAUCCUGUUUAGUGUGUCAUAGUGAACAAUAAUCAAGGACACAUCUGAGAUGCUUCAGAACCACCUGAGAUAAAGUCUACCAUGUCUGAUUUUUCUUUCUGCCUUCAAGUAAAACUGUUAAAACCUUUGGGUCCUGAACAGGAGAAGCUUGGUCUUCAGGUGGGAACCAUUUGAAAACAGUGCUGCUCGGUAACAUGGACACCAUAAGAUGUCUUGUUCUCCUCCUUUCUCAGUGGAAAUGCUGCCAUUGUCAGGUUUUAGUAAAACUGUUAAAGAAGAAGGAGGACCCAACUGCAGAACACCCAAAAAAUAUUUUAACUAAGGCAAACACACAGAUAAUAGAACAACGAAAAGUCCAACAGAUCUGAAUCCAAAGGGGAAAAAAGUCCAUGGAGCAGAAAAACAGUGGAGAAGAAUGGGAAAAAUCCACAUGGAACAACAGAGGUUCUUAUGGGGGCACUUCAUCAAAUAUAUUAUAGAGCACCAAAGAGAAACUAAGACCUGGGAACCAAUUAUCAGAGCCACACAAAGGGAAUAGGAACAUAGGAGGUUAAAAUGACAAUAAGAAACACAAAAGCACAAUAGGAACAAUAAAAACAAAUGGGUAAACUACAAAAUAAAACAGGAAAUGUGACAGGCUGAACUAAGAAUAUAAACAGCACAGGUUUGUACAUCUUGUACAGAAACUCAAAAACUGAACAAGUCAAACUUAGGAUCAUUACAAACAUUACAGGAUUUAUUGGUGUCUAAACACCAGUUGAGGAACAAGACAACCAGAGACGAAGACCAAGGUGAAGAUCUAGCUCUGUGGCUCCCAAAGUGGGGGUCAGGACCCCCUACACCAAUGGGGGGCUGGGGGGAGCAAGAUGUGUUCCAAAAAACAAUUCAACAACUCCACUACAUGAACAUAUUUGAAUAUAUUUCAAAGCUGCAGUUGUGCCUUAUUUUCAAACUGUAUGGUUUGCCUCCUGUGAAAACUGCUAAUAAUAUUUUUUGAAAGUCAUACUAUACAUUACAUAACACUAUGUUACAUAGUAGGCCAUAGUUGGCAACCAUUAAAAAAGUGGGUGGAACUGAUGAGGAGCGAGCUCCUAUUUGGUAAAUGGAGAUUAAAAAUAAAUAAAUAAAUAAAUAAACUACCCCAUGCCUGGCUUCACCAACAUUCCAUCCAGCCUUUGAUGAUGAUGUCACUUUAAUAGGCUGUAGAGAUGAUGUCAUCCUUUAAAGCUUAUAAACGUUCCAUCCUUCUAACCCACUACAUUCAUACCUCCACCUAUUGUAUCAGACUGUGUACAUAAACAAUGGUAUUGGUGCAUUCCUACACUACAUGCUAACAGUAUCAAACAGCAGGCAGUAGAUGCUAGGGUUGUAUCGGUCAGGGUCAUUGUUCUUUUGGGUGGUGUUUACCAUGGUGCAGAAGCACUUUAAGUCCUUUAGCGGGCGCUAAAGUGCACCAUAUAGAAAUCAAUCAUGUCUCUUUGAAGGGGCCAGGUAUCGAUUUCUGUGGUACUCUGUGGUCAGGAUGUUUUUCUCUACCAUCAAAAGUGUUUCAUGAAACCAAAACAUGUCAGCCAGUUCUUUGCCUUUCUCACUGAAACUCCAAAAAACAUAGUUUCUGGUUUUUAUUUUCCUCAGCAUAAAACCCAAAAGUCGCUGUCAGAGUUCCCUUCUCACUGUUUCUACCCUCAUCUUCCCGCUUCUGCUUUUUGCCUUCAUGACCAGAGAAUCACUUCCUCUUUUACCGACAGAGAAAAUAUUUAUCUUUAAUAACAACAUGUGGUUCACUUCUGCUUGACUGAAAUAACUCAGAGAACAGAGAGAAGGGUUCACUGAUUUCUGAGUUUCUCUGUGAGCUCCAUCUUUGACCACAGAUCAUAGUUACAAGGUUAUUUCAGUCAUGAAGAAAGAGUCACCAACUAUAAAAAAAUUAGCACCUCAAAUGCUGAGCACAUUUUUAAAGUCAAGCUGCAGAUUGUAAAGAAUUAACACUGGUGUAGAGCUUGUUGUGAUCAAGUAUUUUAGCUCUUAACUGAAACUUUAGAACUGAUUAUUUGGUUUUUGAGAUCUGGUUUCCCUUUUCUCCAUUUUUGUUGUACUUUAGAAGACAGAAAAGUAAAAUGACACCAAACGAAGAGCUGUAGGAGCCUACAUUGAUAUGAAUGCAAAAGGCAAGGCUGGAAUGUCAUCCUUUGAGAUGAUGUCAUCCUUUAAUGUCUAUAUAAGGAUUUAAAGAAUGACACCAUUAAAGGCAACGGGCAGAAUGUUGGUGAAGCUGGGGAUGUUGGUUGAGUUUUCCCUCCAUUUUUGCCAAAUAGUAGGCCAUACUUGGCAACUUUAGGAAAAGUAGGUGGAAGCCCGUCAAUGGUAGAGGCUAUCAGUGCCUUUUUAACAGCUUUUCUCGCUCAUAUUGUGAUAAAAAAAAAUGACAAAUAAUCCAGAUCUCUAAAAAGAGCCAAAGUUCCCAUCACACUAAGCGAGGCUGGACAGACAUGAAUUAAGCCACGGUUUUUGUUUACUGGAAGAAUACAGAAGAUCAUGUCAGCUGAUGGAGUCUUUAAUAAAUGCCAGUACGUCCACUUAACUAAUCCCAGACCACUCCUGUGUCCACACAAAGCAUUAAGGAUUGCCACUGAUGAAGGCCUAAAACAGAUGUAUAUCCUGUUAAUGUGUUGUCUAAAUGGGUUGACAUCUUCAGCAACUCUAGACCCUAAAAGAUCAACUUAAAGUUUCCCCCCAGAGACAGCUGGAAUUGGUUUAAGGUGCUCCUUUAGGAGGAGACAUGAAACAUGAGUAAGACCUUAAACUUAACCAAAGGAAGUUUGUCUGCAGGAUCAUACUCAUGAAACUUUUUUUUAGAUUAUUUCGUUUUUUGUGUUUUUUUUUUUUCUCUAUGCCUUUUUUUUUUUUUUUUUUUUUGAUAGGCCAGGUGAAGAGAGACAGGGAGAAAGCAUGCAUGACUGAUCCCAUGACCAGUACAUUGGGGACUCUAGCCUUUGUGUGGGUGCCUGCUCUACCAGCUGGGCUAAACCAGUGCUGACCAGUGAUUAUAAACGAAUGGUUUGUGUCUGUUUAGUUUAGUACGCCCCCAAUAAUCCCACACAUUUACAAAUGUUGUACAUACUGUAUGUCCGUUUGUCUGUGUACUGAUGUAUCUGUUCCUGUGAUGCUGAUGUGAAU
Molecule: messenger RNA, 7015 nt
Organism: Cheilinus undulatus (humphead wrasse)
Lineage: Eukaryota; Metazoa; Chordata; Actinopteri; Labriformes; Labridae
Gene: gabbr1b
Product: gamma-aminobutyric acid (GABA) B receptor, 1b
Exons: 25
Coding region: 313-3357 (1014 amino acids)
Biological process (GO): G protein-coupled receptor signaling pathway; gamma-aminobutyric acid signaling pathway
Cellular component (GO): G protein-coupled receptor heterodimeric complex; membrane
Molecular function (GO): G protein-coupled GABA receptor activity
Source: RefSeq, a predicted model, not a curated record